AUGGCAGAUUUUAAGUUCAAGAAAAAGUUUACCAGUAGACUGGCAGAGAUUUCCGCGGGUGUUUGCCAAGCGGUCACAGAGUGCGGAGGAUGGUUUGAUCUCGGCUUCGGCAAACGAGGAGGCUUGAAUGAAGUCUUGAUGGAUGGGCUGAAAGUCUACUGGUCUGCUUUUGGCUGCCUUGCUGGCCACAAAGAUGGAGCUGUUGUGUUCUGCGUCCGCUUUCUAGAUGAGACGGAAUUCAAGGAACAGUUCGAAGAGUGCUCUGUACCUACUUCGGCAUCGGAUGACUCCCUCAAGCGGAAGCGCGUCAUAUAUCCAUCCGUGAACGAGAAACUAUUUCCUGAGCUCGGAAGAGGAACCGAUGACACGGCCGACGAACAAGAUCUGAGUGGCUUCGGCGAGCCAGAUGCUGCUGAAAGUUGCAACAGCACGUUGCGCUUGGAUAAAGAGGUUCGUGCCCAUAUAUCACACCGAUUUCUCUGCAAUGCCCUCACGCACAUAAUUUUUGUACGGAACCAGCAAACACAUGACAGGCUCCGAAGCAAGCUGCGCUGUUUGGCCACGCGUGCUACCAUUUUUGCAAAUGGCCACGAAUCUCUCAUCCAGCCAGGUGUUAAUGGGAAGGUCUUGAUGGAAGCAAUGGCUGGUGUUCCAGUGGUCUGUCUUCACAACACAGGUGGUGCAGCUGAGAUGCUUGGGGCUUCUGUGCUGAAGAGGCGCCAACCAACCCUUCUCCUGGAUAGGUUUGGGUAUAACUAUGACCUACCUGAGCAUGUCCCUGAUGACCAGUUCCUCAUUUUGAACCCUGCCAAAGACUCUGUCGAAAAAGUCAUCAACAAACUGACUCUCGUGCUGUCCACUGUUCAAGAUGAUGAAAUGAUGGAAGUUGGCUUCGCCAAGAGUGAAGAGAAUCGGCUGCGCUAUGCCUGGGAGCAGCAUUUGUUGUUUGCCCACAACGCGGCCAUCUUCCGACGGACCGCCAGAUUUCUGCACUACAUCGCCAUGCUGCUUUCGGUCAUCGUGACCGUUGUGGCUGUCCUUUAUCAAGAAAGCAAGAAAGCAGCAGAUGGGCCCUUGCAGGAAGCAGAACUUAAAGUAGCUUUGCUGGUUUUGCCCUGUGUCAGCGCAUUCGUCCUGAGCUCCAUCAGUCGUCUGAGCCCGGUAAACAAGUGGGCUGCUUUGGAAAGCGGGUCUGUGCACAUGAAGAGUGAGAUCUAUCAGUAUCGGUGUCGUGUGCUGGACUAUCAGCCCCGCAAAGCCAGCAACAUGGAUAUUGAAGAUCGCGUCGCGGAUCUGUGUGAUCACCCGUGUGGUGGCGUUGCAGAUGAUGCCGCUGCUGCGUCGGAGGCAUCCAGAAGAAGACGAAAUAAAGCCAAAGCAUCCGUGGCAAACAAGAUGAGUAGGCGAGGUGCCUUCGCAGCAACUUUAGAGCAGAUCAACUCCGAUGCUAUUGGUUCGGACGUUCGGUCUGAUUACCUGCAAAUGCCGCCAAGUUAUGCCAUGAACGACCUCCUUGCCAAUCUGUAUGACUGGAACCAUGUUUUUGCAUCCUAUCAGAGGCGGAACAGCUCAUACCGCGCUUGCUGCUGGCAGAUGCUUCAUGAUUUCUGCCGCUGUUCAAGUCGUCAGGAUCAUGCAGAAUUCAGUGAGACGGACAAUCCCUGGAGCAAAACCGGUGGUGACUUUUAUCAAAAUCCUAAUGUUAUCGAGGAUGACUUUUUGAAGGACGACGGUUUAUCACUGGUCACAGCCGAGGACUACAUCCACUUCCGUUUCUUGCCCAUGCUGCAGUACUACACUCGGCGCAGCCGAGUUCUUUCCAGAAUGGUGCAAGCUAUUCAGGUGACAGUCUUUUUCUUGACAGGGGUGCUUGCAGCGGCAGGCCCGCUUGGGUUUGAUGCAUGGAUACCCGUUGUGGUGUCAUUCAUUUCCUUCCUCACUGGCAUUCUGGAGUUUGAGGCUUUGUCAUCCCAGCUCCGCAAUGUAAACCAAUCGCUGGAGUCUCUGAAGAACCUUCACUUCUGGUGGCAGAGCUUGUCCAUGGUGGAGCGGAGAAUGCCGUCCAACAAGAAUGAGUUAGUUGCAUUGACCGAGGCAACAGCAGAUAGUGAGAUCUCUGCUUGGAAGAAGACCUUGAAAAUGAAGAGUGCGAGGUCAGCGAACGCUGGAGGAGAUGAGAAGGAGGAGGAUGCAGUCGAUCGUCGGAAUCACGACGACUGA
Molecule: messenger RNA, 2220 nt
Organism: Symbiodinium necroappetens
Lineage: Eukaryota; Dinophyceae; Suessiales; Symbiodiniaceae
Source: the annotation of a GenBank genome assembly